GGAGCCUUGUGUCAGAGGGAGGACGCCAUCGGCGCCAUCGCUUCUGCAACUACCUGCUGAGUGUGUAUCUGUAAAUAAUGCUGGAGAAUGGAAGAGCCGUGGGGCUUCGUUUUCAUUUCUCGUCUGUUCGACGGCCUGCGGUCAUUUUGCGUGGACUUCAUGCAAGACUGGAAAGCCAACGACAUGCGGUUGGCUGUCUUCAAAAUUCUCCUUUCUUGGUUAUUACUCAGCCUCAUUGCAAUUCAUAUAGCGUGGAAAGUGUACGGAACGACUGUCAACGACAUGUAUUACAGACAAGGUACAGGUGGACAAAAUGGGGGUACUCCAGAUACAGCACAACAUCUUAGCAGCUGGGACAGUGUAGGAGAGGAAAGUUUCAAAACGCACAGGGAAUGAAGAUUCACAUCGUCCAGACAAAUGUACAGAAAUUGCUCUGUGUUCUGCAAUUUCAGAAAAAGACUUUAGUAAAAGAAUCCAAGUCAUAUGUCGCUCAAAAUCAUGAGAAAUGGUCAUAAACAAAGACAUUAUUAAAACAGUCAAAGUUGUGUUCACUCAGAAUAUUGAGAAAUGCUCCUGUUGCUCUUUUUAAACAGAUUUUGCCCGAGAAAUCAUGUAUGAGCCAAUCUAGGUAACCUGGGAUGGUGGUGGUUUAUUAGGUGGUAUUUAUGAUCUUUAUUAGGUAAAUGAUGUUGCAAACAUUUUACACCCCCAUUCCAUUCUAUUCUACUUAAAUGGAAACUUUUCCCACCACACUUGAAAAGAGAAUUAGGUAUGCAUUGUUGCCCAGGUUUUCUGUGGUAUGUUUAAAAUAUUAGUUAUUACAUUUUGUGCACUUAACAACCACAUAGUAUUGCCUACUCUGAUCCCUGCCAUCCACAGAGUGAGAUUAUACCCUCUUAAUUGCAAAACAGUUUGUCAACACCCAAUGCUAUAAGUUUGUUAUGGAAUUUUUUUAAGAUUGUGGCCUGGAGAGAGAAUUAUUAUAUUGUAAUUAUUCCUUUAAUAGUAAUCAAGUACAACCUCACUGGGAGGGAAUGAAUGGAAAACACAUUUGCAAGAUGACACAGCUUAUGGUCAAGGCUGGAGAGUGUCUAACAGGGUAAUAGUUACUUUUACAAAGAAUUGUACAUGAGUUUAACAUUUGAGACAACCAGGGUCAGGUCAUGUACAAAAUGGUAAGAUUUUUUUUUUGUCAAG
Messenger RNA from Polypterus senegalus (gray bichir), 1197 nucleotides. RefSeq names its product T cell leukemia translocation altered (gene tcta). The transcript has 3 exons. The record is from RefSeq and is a predicted model, not a curated record. Lineage: Eukaryota; Metazoa; Chordata; Cladistia; Polypteriformes; Polypteridae. Bases 88 to 396 code for a protein of 102 amino acids.